AUGUCUUCAACGCCAGAAUCGGAAUUGGAGACACAACAAUCAGACGGCUCUCCGGCACCGUCACAACAAUCAACACAAUUACAGCCCGCCUUGCAGCUAUCAGCCCGCGAACGCAAGCUGGAAUCACUCAAGGCUAGCAAUCUCGCGCUCGAGAAACAGAUCGCGCAAGUCCAGGCUAAGCACGAUGAGAGUGUGAAGAAGCUCAAAAACCCGGCAGCAUCGGAGACGGUGAAGCAGCAUAUUAAGUUACUCCAUGACUUCAAUGAGAUACGGGAUGUUGGACUAGGGCUGAUCGGGAUGGUUGCGGAGAACCGGCAACGGAGGGUGGGAGAAGUCAUGUCUGAAUUUGGAGUAUCUCUUGGUGAUUGA
Messenger RNA from Morchella sextelata, 369 nucleotides. RefSeq lists its product as uncharacterized. The record is from RefSeq and is a predicted model, not a curated record. NCBI's taxonomy places the organism in Eukaryota, Fungi, Ascomycota, Pezizomycetes, Pezizales, Morchellaceae. The transcript is spliced from 5 exons. The coding region runs from base 1 to 369 and encodes 122 amino acids. Gene Ontology annotation, biological process: double-strand break repair via homologous recombination; meiotic joint molecule formation; meiotic DNA recombinase assembly involved in reciprocal meiotic recombination. Gene Ontology annotation, cellular component: Swi5-Sfr1 complex; Swi5-Swi2 complex.